This is a messenger RNA of Cyanidioschyzon merolae strain 10D, 1560 nucleotides long. RefSeq names its product similar to exosome complex exonuclease RRP45. The transcript has a single exon. Lineage: Eukaryota; Rhodophyta; Bangiophyceae; Cyanidiales; Cyanidiaceae. The coding region runs from base 1 to 1560 and encodes 519 amino acids. The record is from RefSeq and is a predicted model, not a curated record. Gene Ontology annotation, biological process: U5 snRNA 3'-end processing; U1 snRNA 3'-end processing; exonucleolytic trimming to generate mature 3'-end of 5.8S rRNA from tricistronic rRNA transcript (SSU-rRNA, 5.8S rRNA, LSU-rRNA). Gene Ontology annotation, cellular component: nuclear exosome (RNase complex); cytoplasmic exosome (RNase complex).
AUGCGAGAUGAGCCCUAUUCGAGCAACGAGCUCCUGUUCGUUCUACAGAGUCUGCCGCUCCGCGUUGAUGGUCGCCGACCCGAAGAGGCCCGGCGCCUUCGUUUCCAGCUUGUAGGCGAGAGCGGCGUCCUCGUGUUCGCCGGCUCGAGUGCGAUCACGUUUGCAACCACAACCUGUCGAGUGGUUGCACCGCCGCCGCACCGACCCACCGAAGGAUGGAUCCGCGUCGUCUACGGAAUCUCGCCGGGUGCCUCAGAGCGAACGCUGCUCGAACAAAGCGACGCUGUUAGCUUCUCAGAGGAGGCUGUGUUUCUAGAGCGCAUCCUUCGUGAGUCUCGAUGUAUUGACCCCGAGUCGCUCUGCAUAGUUGCCGGCAAAUACGCGUUCCAGGUUACCGUGCAAGUCUGUGUCGAAAGUCUGGAUGGUAGCGGGCUCUUUUACGCGUCACUGGCUGCGCUCGGUUCGCUACAACGUUUUCGCCGUCCAGACUUUACCAUCGAGCGGCACGGGUAUGGCGAUGAACGGGUUCGACUAUUCAGUCCGAGGGAGCGGCCGCCAGUCCCGCUGCAGCUGCAAGUAUACCCUGUGAUCCUGGAGUAUGCUCUGUUUUUCGAUGAGCAUCGAGGCUCUCAAGAGACAUGCUGCGUGCUGGACCCCACGCAGGCGGAGGAAAACGCUUGCCAUGCUCGUCUCCGUGUUGUCUACGAUGUGAAAAAUGAGCGAUUGCUUGCGCUCCGCCAACUUGCGGGCGGAAUGUACACGGCAGUGACGACGCUAUCCAAGCUGCACCACUGGGUGCUGCGAGCAUGCGAUGACGCCCGUGUCGCCUGGCAAAUGCUCUCCACAAGACUCCGACUCAAUGCACAGCAACAACGUCCAAUAGAGCCGCCCAGCUGGUCUGUUUCCGAUGAGACCCCUUAUGGUACAGGGGUCAAGAGCGCGCGCUCCAGUGUAGAUGCCGAUCUGGCAUCGGGUCCAACUGCAGCGCAGGGGCAGCUUGGCAUCCCGGGACGCCCAAAGCAGCCGCCAUAUGGAGAGCGCGGGCAUCCAGGACUUUGCGAAGGCCAGGAGCGUACCGAAGUCGACGGUGAGUUCGCCGCGGAGCACUUGUCUUCCGGGAAACAUACCCAACAGCCUCUCAGUCCCGAGGUCGCAAGCCCACGUCAUCGAAGCGCUGUGCUGACGCCACGCGUGUCGCCUGACAUCGCUCCCGCCACCAUUACCGAGCAGGGCUCGUCUUCUCUGAUGGAUCUCGCCCGCACUGAUCCCGAGCUGAGCCGGUUCACGAGCCCGUUGCCAUGGACGGACAAGCGGAAGUCGGACACCGAGGCCUGUAAUGUUCCGGUCGAUCGUGACGGUAUUCUGGUGGAGUCGUCGGCCCAAGUUCGCGCGUCAUCCGCCUCUGACAUGGAGUAUAGUAUUUCCUCUGCGGCAUCCGAAGACAACUCGACAGAUGAGGAUCGGAUGCAGGACCUGACGCAAGCGGCGAGGGUACCGGUACUACCGCCGCCACCGCCGCCGUCCUCGCGCCGCCCUUAUCACCCGAAAAGUUCGCGCUGA